Mauremys mutica (yellowpond turtle) is the source of this 2065-nucleotide messenger RNA. RefSeq names its product regulator of cell cycle RGCC-like. Lineage: Eukaryota; Metazoa; Chordata; Testudines; Geoemydidae. Gene Ontology annotation, biological process: regulation of cell cycle. Bases 95 to 460 code for a protein of 121 amino acids. Gene Ontology annotation, cellular component: cytoplasm. The record is from RefSeq and is a predicted model, not a curated record. Gene Ontology annotation, molecular function: protein kinase binding; protein kinase activator activity. The transcript has 6 exons.
GCCUGUGUGAAAAUAGCUUUUAGAAUUUAGUCAGUUUCAUAUUGUGAUCUAUUGUCUUUCUCCGCAGAAGAGAAGAGCGGUUUUUCAGCUGAUCAUGGAGAACGUGAACAAUGCAGUGCUGCCAGAUGACCUCAAUGACCUCCUGAGGGAGUUCGACGAGGUGAUUGAAGACUUUGACAAAGGUGAAGUUUGUCAGUAUGAGCAGCACCUGGAGGAGCUGAAGAGAAGGACUCUCCCCAGUGUCUAUGACAGCGGCAUCGAUGAGCUAGAAAGUACCAGCACGUCUCCGGGGAGCAGUUUAAACUCCAGUGAGGAAGAUCUCAACACGUCGGCCAGCAUUGCUAACUCCAAAGCUAAGCUCGGGGACACACAGGAGCUGGAGGAGUUCAUUGCGGAUCUGGAUAAAGUGCUAGAGGGAGCUCCGGCUGUCCUGUGGCGGCUGCAUCCUUCUCUUCUCUAACGUUGGGAAUUGUACCUUGACAGAGAGCAUGGAAACCUGGCAGAGAUGUGAGAUGCUGUCUCUGGCCUGGAGUUCUGAGAAGAGGUUAUGGCAGAUCUGAGAUGUUUCUCACUGUUCCACCCCAUCCUUUCAUGUUCUACUCUGGAAGAGCAGGGUCUCAAAUUCAUACCCCAUGGGGCAAGGAUAAUACAGGCACACUUCCCAUCUGCAGAGCAACUGUCCAGCAACGACGACAGACCUGAAGUGCAAAUCCAUCACGCCUCAGAAUCCUGGCUGGUUUCCUUCUGCCUCAUUUGAUUGUCCCUCUUCAGACAAUCAGCAUAAAUAGCAAAUACUGAUUCAUCUCAGGGUGGGGCACCUGCGGGUUGGGAUUUUAUUUUUAGGUACUGGCCUUGGUGUGUUUCCUUCUGCAUUUGGUGGGCUACUAACCACAAAAACUUUCCACUUUCAAGGCAAAAUUUCUCCAGCUGUUACCCACAGCACUCCUUCCUCCUCUUCCCAAUGUAUUGUCUCCCUGUCUCUGAGGGGAAGGGGUUGGGUGGAGCGUUCUGAGGAGAUAUCUUUACUCUAAGCAGAAUUCCAGGUGCUGGAAUUGUAAGCCACGGUAAGCUACCCCUGGAGUCCAGAGUCCCAUCUGUGAUGAGAAGGAAAGCAGGGUGAAGCCUUUUAUUUCCCAGCUCCAUCAGGGUCCUCUCUGAGAAAUUGUACAGUAUUUCCUGGGCCUGUGGACAAGGUUUUUUUCUCUGAAUGAACCUCCUGAAAUACUUUAACACUGCAGGGCUCUCUUUGGCAUCAGUGGUAGCUCUACUGGCAAAUACCACCUGCAGCAAUUGGGGGGGGGGGGGGAGGGCGGUAUCUCCAUUUUAAAGUUGGCUAAGUGUCUGCUCAUGCUCUAAGCACCUUCCCUAAAGGUUUAUGAUGGGCUAGGCUAGCAAUUGAUUGUCAUUUAUUGUAGUCUAAGAGUAGAGGGAGACCCAUACUAACCCUCUGGAUCUCCACUAGAAGGUAUAAUGGGACUGUGCAAACCACCAGAGCUGAACAUCCCUCAACUUUGGAUUUGGGUCACAGCUCUACAGUUGACCACACUUAAUUUUGUGUUGAUCUAUAUUGACCAAAGGAGGCUGUUGAAGCCUAAUAAAUAACCUUUAAUAAUGAUGCCAAGCCAGAUCUUCAGCUGCCAUAAAUUGACAUCUCUCCAUUGACUUCCAUGAAGCAAUGUCAAAGUACCUCCAGGUGAGGAUCUGUGCAAUGAGGUCUCUCUUCAGGUUCAAGAAGAUAGUUAUUGCCUAAAUCAGAGGUUUUUCAACCAGUAGUCCAUGAACCCUUGGGGGUCCAUGAACUAUGAUUUCCAAAAGGGUUCACACCUCCAUUUGAAAUUUUUUAGGGGUCUGCAAAUGAAAAGAAGGUUGAAAACUACUGGCCUAAAUAAGCAGACAAUGGUUCUUACUUUCUCAUAAAUUCCCAGCUGUUUACUGGAUGUCUUCAGACCCUAAGUGCCUCUGCCAUGAAUGCUUGUAUUCUGUUGUACAUAUUGUAAAAUAAGGAUGAUUCUUAAAAUUUUUAUACAGACGUGCAUGUAUUUUAUGAAUAAAAGGAUUUUGUGGA